CGGGGCGCCGCGCAGCCCGCUCGCGACAUGCGCGCCCUCUAGCAUAUUAUGUUCCUCCCCGACCUCCCGCGAGCCUGCAUGGUGGACGACGUAGCGACGUACCUCCAAGCGCCCUCCUCGGGACAGGACGAGUUCCAUCCGUUCAUAGAGGCCCUGAUGCCCUUUGUAAAGUCCUUUUCGUACACGUGGUUCAACCUACAGGCGGCCAAACGGAAGUACUAUAAGAAACACGAAAAACGGAUGAGUCUUGAGGAGGAGCGGCACACUAAAUAUGAAUUACAGAACGAGAAAGCAGAAGUGAAACAGAAAUGGGCGUCCAGGUUAUUAGGCAAGCUUCGGAAGGACAUCACGCAAGAUUGUCGGGAAGACUUCGUGCUGAGUAUCACGGGGAAGAGGCCGGCGGUGUGCGUGCUCUCCAACCCCGACCAGAAGGGGAAGAUGCGGAGAAUAGACUGCCUCAGGCAGGCUGAUAAAGUGUGGCGCUUAGACCUAGUGAUGGUGAUACUAUUCAAAGCCAUUCCUCUAGAGAGCACAGACGGUGAACGGCUUGAGAAGCACCCUGAGUGCACACAGCCGGGACUCUGCGUCAACCCUUAUCACAUCAACGUGUCCGUGAGAGAACUCGACCUUUACCUCGCCAACUUCAUCAACAGCUAUGGUAAUGGGAGCGACGGUCUUCCAGAUAUACUAAGCGGGUCUCUCUCGCCUCACCCUCCUAGAGACAAAGAGAACGAACACGAGGCCAAAAGCAAAGGCUACAGUCACAAUCCGUAUAACGGAGUCAUUUGCAACGACAUAAUUCUUGCCACCGGCGUCUUCUCUUCGAAGGAACUAUGGAAGUUGUCCAAAGCGUCAAUUCUCCAGGAGUCAGGGUCGGAGUCACCAGGCGGUUCUGGCGGCGGGAUCAAGCUGGAGUCAGGAUACUACUGCGGCUACAACAGCCCCGCCCCGCCGGCGUUUGAACCACCCGCGGAGAGAGCCACGCCUUCUGCUAUGCUGGUUGGACAGUGCUUUAGUAUUCCUCACAGUUCAGCGGGGCUGAGCGCCGCGCAGACGCCCCUGGUACCCUCCAACACCAUCUUCUACCAGCACCCGCCACCCACCGACACACACCCCACGGCAUCAGAAGCGUUAUCAGGGCAGCAUUCUGGCGGCAAGUACGACGGCGCGCCAGGACAGGACUCUCUGGGAGACUUCGUCACCUUCGUGUGUCAGGAGCCGCCCACAGAUGUUCAGCAGUUGCAGGUGCACAGCCUCUCUCGAAGCCCGAAGCCAGCUUACUUUAGCAGCUCGAUGUUGCCGCCGCCGCCGCUACCGCCGAUGGCAAGACCCGUAGCCAUCAUCAGAUCUACAGGUAAUCUAUACUGUUCGAGUGAACUGGUGGGUGGAGGCGGUACGUCCCCAUCAUCGCCGGAGGUGCGGUCACCCCCAACUUCCCCCCGCCGCCGCUCCCCGCACUACCGCGCCGACUGCCCCCCCAUCUCGCAUUUCAACCACUUCCACCAACCGCAGCAGGUAUUCAGCUACGGGUCUUUGGGCAGCGUUGGUCUGGGAGGCGGCGGCGGCGGCGGCGCCGUACUGACUGGCGGAGGCGUGUCUCCACCCGGCGGACUUGGCUUGUAUGCACCCAGGGCCUCCACUAGGGCUCCCCCAAGAUGGAACGCUCCAUUCCCAACACUAGACGACGAGUUCAACAUAAUGACCGCGCCGGCGGGGCCGGACCAUGUGGUUCUUUUGGAUGAUGAUCGUUUCUUCCAAUCCAGCGUGAUAACUUCCGAGGCGACAGCGAUGGAUACGACCUCGUCAGUCGGUCAGUCGGUCGGAGUCGACUCGGAUGACAUCGCACCAGACAAGCCGGCACCGGACUUGCGUUCACCGUGAUCCACGCCUUUCGCCGCGUCGUGUACGUCCGACUCGGACCCGACGUGUCAGGCGACCAGCAUGUCGGCCAACAUGUCGGCCAGCAUGUCGAGUCAGACCGUGUUGAGAUGGACACCCGCGCCGCUGCCUCAUUGGCGGCCUGUCACGCAUAGGACUGUUUAAAAAAAUUCAGGUGGUUUAUUUAGGUACGUUUAUUUUUGACAAUUGAUGAUAUUUUUUUUAGCUGUUGUAAGCACUGUCAAAUGGUUAUUGAGAGGUAUUUUGAUUCAAGAUACUUAAAAAGCUUUGUGGACACCAUGAAACAGAAGAAAACAUUACAAAAUAUGUAAUUUUUGGUGGUGUAAAGUGGUGAUAGAAUGUCUAAAAAUGGGGCUAUAAGAACUUACGCUCGAGUAAAAAUAAUAAACAAAGAUGUCAAUAGACCACGCAGUUGUGUUUACAACAUAGAUAAUUAUUUUAUUUACAUUUGUUUUUCGAUUUAAAAUCAGUUUUUUAAAACAUAAUAAAGAUUUUUUUUAGUUAAACGCAGUGGUAAAGACGUCGGUGUAAUGUAAAUAUUGAGAAUUAAAUGAAGUGACGGAGAACACGAACGCGGUGUAGAAGAAUUUAGGAUUUAAAAUUAAUACGCUUUACAAACGAACUGUAUUUGUCUCUUGUUUCGGACGAAGUGACCUUGUCGCGGCGGCGUGUGUUGACUAUACAUACCAUGCAGCGCCAUCUAGUGACUGUUCAUAAUAUUAGUAGCAAUUGCAAACUUGCACGACAAAUACAGAGGGCCGUAAAGUACUCAUUCAAUACUCGUUAAAGCGAUAACAAAAUACAAUACUCCAACGAUAAUUAUGUAAAAAUAAUAAAGCUACUAAAAUAAAAACAACAUAUUAUAUUCUAAUAUUUUUAUAGAAUACAAAUCAAGUAUGAUAUGAUCAAGCCUUCCAGUAAUUUAGUGAAAUAAUAAAAUGUAAAUGAAAAGUACAGCUUCUACAAUUUAUUUGCUAAGCUGUGAGACAUGGGAAAGCAAAUAAAGAAACAAAUGCUUCCAGUGCUAGCGUCAAAAUACGGUUGAUUGACGAAAGUGUGAUAUCAUAAGUUGUUUUUGUUUCGUUGUUGUGUGUUUUGUAUUGAAAUAUAGAGUAAGCGAAAGUAGAUUUUUUUUUAAUUUAUUGAACGAAUAUUUAAGAAAGACGAGCCUUGCUUAAGAGAUUAGUUUAGAUAUAUAAUUAGUAGUCAUGAGAUUAGUACAUUUAUUGUUGCCAUUUCGAUCCGAUAUUUUUAACGUUCAAUACAAAUAACUAUCAAAUAAAUAGCUUUCAUAAUGUCCAUUGUUCGUAAUUAUUUUAUAAAUACAAAAUUGGAAGUUUAGUUUAUUUUGAAUACAAUUAUAUCAUUUUUAGUUGUAAAAUUUGCUUUUAUGGCUUUUUUCAUACGAAGAACGAUAGAUGAUCUCAUAGUCAUAAAACUAUCAAAAUACCGUAUAAUAUUGGCUUCGUGAAAGCAUCGUAAGCUACUCAAGUACAAUUAGAAAUAUUUGGAUCGAAUGGCAUCAAUAAGUGGUUAGUUCGACGAUUGUCGAGGGACAUUUUAUAGGUGCCUUUCAUAAAAUCGUAUAAUAACUUACAUGAUAGGGAAAUUGUACAUUGUAGUGUUCUUUUUAAUAAAUCCAUCCGCUCAUACCUGUAAUUGAACAGUUCAUUAUCUAUUAAACUUAAGAUUUAUAAUUUUGUUACCAAACGACAUACAGAAGAAUAUAUUUAAGAAGGAAUGUGUACUUAUUUCUAAGAGCAUGUUUCACUCGAAUAAAGAAGUGUGUUUGGUAACAAAAUAUUUCAUACUGUAAUCUUCUAAACCUUAAAGUCCUAAUAGUUAAGAGUUUCGUUCACCAUUCAGUACAGUGAGUUUCGUUUGCAAUCCCGUGGCCAUACGAGAAAAGCUAGUCAUUAGAGUUACAUUGUAAAUUUAAUGUUACCUAAAGUAAUAAAAAAUAUUUACAAUUAAACGCCCCUUACGUUUAUUGGUAAGGGGUCAAAACUAAAAUUGUGGCCAAAUUACACUUAACAAAAUCCAAAUAUAUAUACACGAUUUUUAAUAGAAUUAGUGUUAUGUAUGUAAGAAUGAUACAGUUAAGUUGUCAGUUCGUAAUUUGACGACAAAUGUGACAGUGUGAAGAGAGUAGCCUCUACAAGACAUAAUAAUAAUUGAAACUGUACGUUAAAAGUUUUGUUGUGCCAUAAUUCACGCUGUCACAGUUUCUUCAACGCCACGACAAUAGACUUAAAAUCUCAAAAUAUUCAGGCUUAUAUAAAACAAGCCUUUUUGGUUGACAAAGUACAUAAAUCAUAAUUCAGUCGAUGCCUUUACUUUUUUACUAAAGUGUAGGAGGAUAGCAUGUAGGUAACGUAGCAAUAAAUGACAAGCAAUAAGUAAAGUAAUUAUGAUAAAACAGCUUUAGUAAAGCUAGAAUUGGUACUGAAAGUAUGUAGUUUGAUCUUAUAUUCAUAACAAUUGACUUGCAAAAUAUUUUUUCUAUAGAAAAUCUGGCUGGACAGACUGUAUAAAAAUCUAUUUAAGUGAUAGGGAAGCAGUUUGGUACAAUUUAUUACCUUAGCUGUAUUCACAGAAAGCUAUAAUAUUAGAAUUAUAACAGCUGUUAGAGUUCAACUAGGCAGAAGGCGGGAAUUAGUCAAUUGCUAGCUAUAGACAUUAUUAGAGGAUAUAAAACAGUUAAAAGAUUAAAAUAGAAAUGUCACUUAAGGCUUGUUGAUUGCAUUGAUUCGAAGGACACACAAUUUCGUCGUCUAAUACAAUCUGAAGGGUAACGUGGUAAGGCAAUAUAAAAUUUAUUGGUGACGAAUUUAAAAGCUCAUUGGUGCCGAAAAUUCUAGACUGUGAUUCAAUUGUUCAUUAUGAACGUGUCUUAUAUUGAAAUAGUUGUUUUUGUAUGAUUGGCAAGCGCACAGCUCGUGCUAUGGGGAAGGACAGUUAAUACAGACCGUGCUACGAUACUGACAGACAUGUUGUAUGAAAUGCAUUUGUUAUUGUAAAGGUUUUGUAUUGUAAAUUGGAAGCUGGGAUAUGUAAAACUUUUUUGAUGACAGCAUACGUAGAUUCGGUAGUACUUUUAUUAAUAGCUUUGCAAUAGUUUUAUGUGCGUGACAGACAGAGUCGUGAAUAAACUGCAUUGGACAUUUGCAAACUAUGUCUGUCACGACGUAAUGUGAUUUGGUUUUUUAUUAGCACCAUUGUUACGAUAUGGAGUAAUGAUUGAAAGCCUAAACAUUAUGUGCCUUAGAUACAACAAUAUUGUAUGAUAUUUAUGAUGCGUUCUAUACAACGUGCUAACUAGAAAUAAAUAUAAACGUUAUUUUGAAUGCCUGGACUUCGAAUUGUUCUCUUCAUUGUUAGAUUUCAUUUACGCAGAGGCUUGUACGGAGAUUUUAAUGUUACGUGUAACCCUAACCACCCCUAUCCUAUGCUGAUUGAUUUGUUGCCACAGCCCUAUGCUUUGGACUAGAUGGUCAUUGCAUCUCUUACACCUCGUCACUCGCAUUAUUGUAGAACACUCAAAUAUGACUUUUGAAUGGUUUCAUUCUUUGCAUUGCUAGUAAAAUAGCAGAUGGAUUGCAAUACACGUGAGAACAUUCUGCAUUUGAAAACUUUGUUAAAGCGUUAGACUUACGAUGACCAUUAACAUGAAAAUCCAGCUUGACAGGUGACAUUUUUCUUUUCUUUGUCGCUCCACUCUACUGGUUGAGAUGAUGUGAUAAUAUUUUCUUUUCAACCAUACGUAUAAGCUAUCUUUAAAACUUAUUCUGUUCAAAUAUAUUCCCCGUCAUAAAUACUGUACUGUUAGCUAAAAAAUGUCACCCAUAUUUUUAUAAACCCGUAAUCGUAAUUCUAAAUCUUAUAAGUACUUCAUUCUGAUCGUAUAUAUAUUAAAAUUAUAAGAAUCUGGGCACCCAGCAGUCUGGAAGUUGAUUUCGAAUCCAGAGAAUUAUUAUAACCCUCAUCUAACACUUGUAUUACAAUUAAGUAACGCUUCUAUGCGUAGUUUUGCUGAGAUACUUAAUACUUCUACUAUAUUCUAUAAUUUAGUACUUACCUACAUUAUACCCAUUUAAGUACCUAUUGUAUAUUUUACUGGUAUAUAUCUUAAUCUAUGCAACCUUUGAAUUAGGCAAGCUUUUUGAUUUGAAACCAAAAUGUAGACGAAAUCUUGAUUCUCGCGUGGCUUUUUAAAAGUUAUCUGUCGAUACUUUAAACAUCGAUUCUGUGAAAGUUCCGCACGUAAAUUAAUAUUUAUUUCAUGAAUAUAAAACAAAAAAUUAUAAUGAAACACAAAUCCGUCUUAUUAUUAAGUUUUGUGAAUUUCUGAAAAAAUAAUAACGUACAUACGUAAAUAGAGAAUAAUUGUAAGGAUAAUUAAUUAACCAAUAGAAGAACUUAAUACAUACUUAUAGUUGUGAAUUUCUUAGUUCAUCAUACGUGCAAUUGUAACUGUUUUUAUCGAAUUUAUUAAUUAUUUUUAGUGUAUUAUGAUUGUGUCCACGACCAUGGUUGUCUGUAAAUAUGUUCCGGAGUGUAUAAUUAUAUGAUUUUUAAUUUUAUAACUUAAUAGUUGUUCGAGAUUAUUUUGUGUUACGACGUUCGUCACGAUUCAUGUUUUCUGUGCUUUCAUGUCUUACAUAGUUACUUUUUCAGACGUUUUUUAUGUCAAAUCAGCAUCGUACCCAUACCAAAUGAUUUAUCUCAUAAAAUGUUUGUCCUAGAACACCAAGAUACUUAUUGCUUCCUAAAACCGAGAUAGAUCAUUUGAUUGGCAUAAUAAACUAAAGAUAGACUUGUAAAAAUGUUAUAACAUGUAUUUUUAACCUAUAUAUAGUAAGAUAUUUAUAGAAUUUUAGUCGUUUAAUUAUUUCGAACGACUUGUUAUAAAGAAAAUUGGUGCUUAAAGCUUAAACAAAAUAGGAGGCGGCUCUCAGGCCGCGUGUGUAUUGUCAUGGAGGGGUCAGAGCAUUAUGACAUAGCAUGCGUUGUUAUGCUCGCGACUCCGGUGGAAUGCUUAUUUAUAUCAAAAUAAUAAAUAAAAAACCUCACACCCAUAACUUGAAAAAUGCAAGUUGUCAAGAGACAACCCCCAGUUUCAUUUAGUUUUUGUACCAAACACAAGUUAAUUUUGGUAAAUUCUUGUUUAUUUUAAUAAUAUAAAUAAUAAAAUAUUGUAAACGUGUUUUCUUUUUAUUAAGUAGAAUGACGUAUACAAAGUCUACACAAAUAAAUAUACGAAACAGAUUUCACAGUAACAGAAAUAAAAUAAUUAUUUUUGUUCGCCGUUACAAGGCUACCGCACACGGAACGCACAAACUGACGCACACAUUAGGCUACGUUUAGGAUUUUUUUAUUUAUUUAACUUAUAUUUUUACAUAUAAAAAAGCAAUCCACUGAGUGUUCGCGGGCAGUUAUAAUAAAGUAGGUAAACUUUGCUCAAUAUCGAUGAAAACUGAAAGUGUUACAGUUGAUGCAAUACAAAGAAACAAACAUA
This is a messenger RNA of Pectinophora gossypiella (pink bollworm), 7417 nucleotides long. RefSeq names its product nuclear factor 1 X-type (gene NfI). Gene Ontology annotation, biological process: regulation of transcription by RNA polymerase II. The coding region runs from base 49 to 1881 and encodes 610 amino acids. NCBI's taxonomy places the organism in Eukaryota, Metazoa, Arthropoda, Insecta, Lepidoptera, Gelechiidae. Gene Ontology annotation, molecular function: DNA-binding transcription factor activity, RNA polymerase II-specific; RNA polymerase II cis-regulatory region sequence-specific DNA binding. Gene Ontology annotation, cellular component: nucleus. The record is from RefSeq and is a predicted model, not a curated record. The transcript is spliced from 14 exons.